ACCAACCCACCUCUCGUCCCGUGAGCUGGGACCUUCACCCCAGUUUGUUUUUUUGGGGGAUAAUAUCCGGAUAGUUUCUCUCCAGCAUGCUGAGCAGGAAGGGGUCUUGUGCCGGGAUGAUGAGCGCCGCAGCCGGCGUGGACCGCAGCAGGGUCGGGGAGAGGAUGCAGGCGGCGCUGGCCGGGCUGCAGGAGCUGCAUCUGCUGAAGGACAGACAGGGCGACAUGGUGAGCUGGGCGCUGAGGAUGGACCGAGAGGAGCCGGUCAGCUCCACGCACGCAGGCCCGGAGGCAGCCAGGGCGGUGAUGGGGGCCGAGGAGCAGCGGCUGGAGGCGACCCUGACAGCCCUGAAGCAACAGCUGUCUCGUCUUCGGAAACAGGAUGUGGGCCUGAAGUCGCACUUGCAGCAGCUGGACCAACAGAUCAGCGAGCUGAAGCUGGAUGUAAACAAGGCCUCCACCGAGCAGCUGGAGAGUGACAGCAGGCCAAGUUCAGGGUUUUAUGAGCUCAGCGAUGGCGGCUCCUGCUCCCUGUCCAACUCCUGCACCUCUGUUUACAGUGAAUGUCUGUCAUCGUCCCAGACAAGCCUUUUCCUCCUUCCACUAAGCCCUGCUAACUCCUACGUCAGCCCUCCAUCUCAAGUCGAUGUCUGCCGCCGACGUUCUGCCGAUGAGAGCACGGCUCAGCCCCACCCUCCACGGGCCACGGGCCUCCAUCUGGGCAGCAGCAGGAUCCGAGCAAGCACUACAGGCCCUGAACAGUCACGGCCAAGACCUGUUUCAACAGGUGAUCUUGAUAGGAUGAUGGCUCAAGGUCCAAGCUACUUCAAAUCUGGGGAUGCAAAGAAACCCUCCAUGUGCCCAAACCUGAAGACCUCUGCACUGGACGCCAAGUUUCAUAGCAACCUGGUUUCCCGAAGUGGUACUGAAGUGUACCACUACCCUAGCCCCCUGCAUGCUGUGGCUCUGCAGAGUCCAAUAUUUUCCAAUGGAGGCAACCUAGCCACAGCUGGUCUUCUAGAGGGCCUGGGACCCUCUGUGAAUGGAUCUGAUGCCCUUCAGAGGGCACAGGUGGGCUAUGACACCAAAACCCUGGGUUACAUUGACAAGCUCCUUCAGCGCAGCUUGAGCAAAAUCCAGAGUGAAACGGGCACAGAGACUCUACAGAUGCACAGUGACUACCGCAGGAAUCCCACUGAGGUGGCAACUGUUUUCCAUGAAGUGGCUCAGAAAGAAGCGUGUAUGCUGAAGCCUUCUCCAGUUCAGACCACGAACAUCAUCCCACUAGAUACCGACCAGAGGAGACACUGCAUGACAUACUCCAGCCAGGAACCAGCUGAUAACACCAGCCACAAACAGUCAGCGAGAACUCAAGAGGUUUCAUACCGCUACUCCUAUCCUGUGGCCAUGAAGGAGUACAGCUCUGAUGAGGUAACAACCUCAACCCUCAAGAGGAAUGAUAAGCCCCAAGGAGAAUAUGCAAGCAUAGCGAGAAGCCAUUCUGAGAAGAGAUGUGGUGAUAACGUGGAGUCAAGAACACAAGAGAGGAAGGGUCAAAGACAAAGACCAGUGGUGUCCCACAGCUCCAGCACAGAGGAGAGUCAAGUCUUUGAGGUUCACGUUGGUCACUCAGCUUCCCCUGAGUUUGUCCAUGCCAAAUUCGUCCCUGCUGGAUCCCAGAGGGUCAAGGUGAGACGGGCAGACUGUAAAACCAAAGCUGUGAAGUUGAGACGAAAAAGCAGCGAUAAGUCUCGAGCAACGAAGCUGCAGCAUGGAUAUUCCUCUGGUGAAAGGACCAGAGAGGCCAGUGGUGGAACCAAGGGGGAGCAGAGAAAGGCCGGAAAGGGAAAAGUCACCCAGAAAUGUACCACCUGUCACACAGAGGAGCGCAGACAGGGCUCAGGCUCGGACUCCAGCCACUGCAGCCCGGGAGUCAUGUACACCCACAAGGUCCAGCCCAAACCUCAACCCAUCCCUGCUGUUACGAAGUCCAGCAAAAGCCGCAGACAUCAGUGUGUGGAGUAUGACCAGGCUGUAGAACAGAGGAGGAGAAGGCAGGGAUCUGCUAAAUGGCCUUCCAAUGUGGAGAUGUUCCAGGCCUCAUGUGCUCAGCGUCAGAGGUCAAAAGAGCCCCAUGGUCAUGCACCAGGGAGCAUGCAGAUGGUCCGCAGCAUGAGCGCCAAGCCAGGCCAGUGGAUCGGUCCCCCUCGUCCCUUCCAAACCUCCAUGUCCUCUAACUCCUUCCUCCAAAAUCUGAACGCCAGAUACCCUCCAUCACCUUUCCACAUGUCCAGCCUUUACCCACCCAGAUGUGAGUCAGAGUAUUCAGCUGAAUGCGCCUCCCUGUUUCACUCCACCAUUGCAGAAAGCAGCGAGGGGGACUUGAGUGACAACACCACCAACCGCUUCGGAGAUAGCGAGUCCAGCCAGAGCUCCCAGUCCUACUCGGACUCCGACAGCAGCCUGUCGCUGGACGAGGAGGACCAGGUGGACGUGGAGGGAGGCCUGGUGUGGGCCGAUGUUGCUGUGGGCCCCACCGCUGCGGCAGCUCCCAGCCUCCUACAGCAGCUCCCACGCCCUGAGCCGUCAGCCUGCCGGAUCAAAGCUUCUCGAGCCCUGAAGAAGAAGAUCCGGCGGUUUCAGCCGGCCUCCCUGAAGGUCAUGACCCUGGUAUAGUGACAUUCCCCCGGGGCUGAAAGAAAACAGUUCAGCCUCACCUGGUCUCUUAGCACAGCCCCCUUAAUCAUCACUGAGAGCAGCCAUAAAACUGGACUGCAUUUGUGCACUGAUUGCUUUGUCUAAACAAAAAAAAAGUCAGGAAUUUACGAUUAUUGAACGUGAAAAUGGUGCAUUGUAUAAAAACAUGUAUAACACAAUUAUUACACUUACACUUAAUUUGUAAAUAUUUAUGCUGUUAUAAUGAAAGUUUCUCAUGGCAUAUAACCACCGUUUCAUUUACAUUUCUGUCAUAUAAUUGUUUGUAUCGGAAAAAUAAAAGCAAUCUUUUUAAUUUUAUGCAUAUAAUUGUUUAUUUUUCUGUUGAUUUAUUUUGCUCAUUGAUUAUAACCACCACAGUUACAUUAUUAGAAUAAACUGGUAUUUAAUCUAUA
Molecule: messenger RNA, 3109 nt
Organism: Pleuronectes platessa (European plaice)
Lineage: Eukaryota; Metazoa; Chordata; Actinopteri; Pleuronectiformes; Pleuronectidae
Gene: dact2
Product: dishevelled-binding antagonist of beta-catenin 2
Exons: 4
Coding region: 87-2675 (862 amino acids)
Biological process (GO): negative regulation of nodal signaling pathway
Cellular component (GO): cytoplasm
Source: RefSeq, a predicted model, not a curated record